CGCAAAAUGAGUCUGGCGUUGGAUGGGAGAGGGCGGCUCAAGCACAUCACUGCCACACCUCUCAAAUCUGAUGACCCCAAAUUUAUCAAAUGGAGACAAGCAGACUCAACGGUUAUAACAUGGAUUCUAGAAAACAUAGAAUCGGAUAUUGUCAAUCAAUAUAUCGAUUAUCCUACUGCUUGGGAUCUGUGGAAGGGAAUCGAAGCCACCUACGGCUCCGGGAAAGAUCCCUUGCAGGUAUACAACUUGAUGGUGAAAGCUAGCAGCAUCAAACAAGGAGACCAGACACUAGAGAAGGUCUAUAGCCAAUUGCAAGCUGUGUGGAAGGAAAUCGACAGGAGGCGACCCAACCCGAUGAAAUGCCCAGAGGAUAUGACGAUUUUCACACAAAUUCAACAACAAAAUCGUCUGUAUCAAUUUCUACAAGCCAUAAACGAAGAGUUUGAUGUAGAAAAACGUGAUAUCCUCAAAACAGAUCCCCUCCCCUCCGUAGAAGAGGCAUACGCCCAAAUCAGGAGGGAGGCUACCAGGAAAGGAAUAAUGAAGGGAGACGAUGGGCCUUCAUCGGGAGAUGUUCCCUCAGGUCUUGGCAGUGGGUUCGCAGUCACACGGGCUGGAUUGCGAUCGGAAAAGGAGAUAGCUAUGGCCUCUAAGCUCGACUUGAAUGCGAUGUUUCACCUUAAGAUAGAUGGUAAAAGAAUUGUGAUGGCAUGGAAGGGAAUGAAUGGGAAAAUGGGAUUUUGGCUUGGAAGAUGUGAAUGGAAUCAUAAGAAUGGGAUUGUGGAGGCGGCUAACUCUGCAAGCAGCCAUGUCAAUUCAGUACACAGGAACAAGUUAGAGCUUGUGUGGCUUCACAAUCUUUCUCUAAUGGCGUGUUUCUAACUUCGAUUUUUCAAAACUGAACCCGAGACCACACUUGCCCAGCAAAAAUGAUGUGUCAACCUGUUAAACAUUGCAUACGUUUUGGAUAGCAUGUUUAUAACACGAUGCUCAAAAUAUAUUUCAGAUCAAAAUCUAACCCAAACCUUAAAUUGGAAUAUGUUUGCAUAAACUUCAAACCUUUAG
Messenger RNA from Cuscuta campestris, 1065 nucleotides. NCBI's taxonomy places the organism in Eukaryota, Viridiplantae, Streptophyta, Magnoliopsida, Solanales, Convolvulaceae. The record is from the annotation of a GenBank genome assembly.